Messenger RNA from Musca vetustissima, 1033 nucleotides. It is a transcript of the gene Wnt2, whose product is annotated as protein Wnt-2. The record is from RefSeq and is a predicted model, not a curated record. Gene Ontology annotation, cellular component: extracellular region. Gene Ontology annotation, molecular function: frizzled binding; cytokine activity. The annotation marks the transcript as partial. Gene Ontology annotation, biological process: positive regulation of JNK cascade; multicellular organism development; neuron differentiation. NCBI's taxonomy places the organism in Eukaryota, Metazoa, Arthropoda, Insecta, Diptera, Muscidae. The transcript is spliced from 4 exons.
UUAUUUGUCAGAUUAGUAUCCAGUUUUACAUCAUCACUUUUGUGUGCUCGCAUACCUGGCCUGACGCCCCAACAGCGGCAGCUAUGCUCUGAAUCACCGGAUGCAUUUAUUGCAUUGGGCGAGGGUCAUCAAUUGGGUGCCCAUGAAUGCCAAUAUCAAUUUCGGGGGCAUCGUUGGAAUUGUUCGGAGGUGUGGAAGAAAGAUGUCUUUGGACAUGUUAUGUUUGUUGGAUCUCGUGAGGCUGCCUUCACCUAUGCCAUUGCAAGUGCGGGAGCAGCUCAUGCUGUGACGGCGGCAUGUGCCCGUGGUAAUAUCACACUGUGCGGCUGUGAUAUGCGGCAUAAGGCCACAUCAACGCGGCGUGGUAUUCAGGCGGAGUUUGAGAGCGGAAUUGGCGGUGGUCAACAGCCCUGGAAAUGGGGUGGCUGUUCGGCGGACAUCGAAUUUGGCAUGAAAUUUGCCCGUAAAUUCUUAGAUGCCCGAGAAAUUGAGGGUGAUGCAAGAAGUCUUAUGAAUUUGCACAAUAAUCGAGCCGGACGGAGGCUUGUCAAAAAUCUCCUGAAAACCGAUUGCAAAUGUCAUGGAGUCAGUGGGUCUUGUGUCAUGAAGACCUGUUGGAAGAGUUUACCCUCGUUUCGUGUGGUGGGCGAUGUACUAAUGAAGAAAUACAAUAAAGCCAAAAUUGUUCAAGCCGCCAAAGGCAAAAAUGGACUGAAACUAGUUUUAAGCAAAAAAAAUCGUGCCGGCAAGGUGAUGAACUAUCCCAAACGCAUGGAUUUGGUCUAUCUGCAAACAUCGCCAAAUUACUGCGAACGCAAUGUGCAGGAGGGCGUUUUGGGCACUCAGGGCCGUGUCUGCAAUCGCACCUUGCAUGGUUUCCAAAGCUGUGAUCUGCUCUGCUGUGAGCGUGGCUAUAAUACCCAACAAAUACGACGCACCACCCAGUGUCGCUGUCAGUUUAAAUGGUGCUGUCAGGUGCAAUGUGAUGUCUGUGAGGAGAACUAUGAAGAGUUUACUUGUAAAUAAUAUUUAA